Molecule: messenger RNA, 2325 nt
Organism: Trichoderma asperellum CBS 433.97
Lineage: Eukaryota; Fungi; Ascomycota; Sordariomycetes; Hypocreales; Hypocreaceae
Biological process (GO): regulation of transcription by RNA polymerase II; DNA-templated transcription
Cellular component (GO): chromatin
Molecular function (GO): DNA-binding transcription factor activity, RNA polymerase II-specific; RNA polymerase II cis-regulatory region sequence-specific DNA binding; zinc ion binding
Source: RefSeq, a predicted model, not a curated record
UAGAAACAUCGUCGCACCCCAGGAGCAUCACGCCUCUAUCAUGAUCGAUUUUGUUGCCGGCGGGGAAGUCCCAGCCUAUCGUCCAUUCCAAUGCCUCGUCUGCCAAAGCCGGUUUACCCGACAUGAGAACCUUAAGAGACAUGCUGCACUUCACGCACGCUCGCAUGACAAGGCGGCGCUUCCAUGUGGUGUCUGCGAAGUCACUUUCUCACGCCAUGAUUUACGACAUCGUCACAUGAAGAGGAAACACCCAGAGCACAACGAUAGGCGGCCUGUAAAGAAGCCGCGAUACCAGCAGGCGGCAACAACACAAGUGAGUGAUGAAGGGCAAUGUGAGGGAGGAGACGGGGCGCUAUCUCCAUCCUCUGCAACGAGUCGGCGAAGUUCGCCUCCUCAGCAGUCGGGCGAUGAAGGUGAGGUAGAAAUGGAAAGCGGACUAUGGCACACGGAGCUACGGUACGAGCAGUAUCAUGUCGAUCACGGACAUCCUGGCUGCGCAGAAAACAUCUAUCUUCCGACAGGCGCGCCCACCAGCUCCGAAGACGGCAAUAGACCAAUUGUCGCGGCCCAGCUGAUGCCGCAACUGCCCGUGAUCAGGACCGAAUCAACAUGUACCGACGAUAAUGUUCAAGCUGCAGCUGUCAUGGAACAGAACCUGUUGAUGGAAGCGACAUUUCUCAAGCCUCCGCUGCAGUUUAGCACCGCAAUGCAUCCGGUGGCAAUUUCGCCAACAUCUUCAUUUGACAUCCGAUGGCCUAGCUUUGACUUCAAUCAAGAUGUCCCGGAUAGAUUGCUAUCGAAUGACCGCCCCCGGAUACAUGAUGAUUGGUAUCCCUCUGUCUCGCAGGUCACCGAAGGCUGCGAUCUCUUCUUUACCUACGUCUCGCACUUCGUCCCCUUUCUACACCGGCCCACAUUUGAUGCCACACUCGUUGCUCCUCACUUGGUCCUUGCCAUGCUAUCCCUUGGCUAUCAAUACGGCGAGGAUCCAGACCGCAGCGACCAGACAGGCUCAGGCGCCAGCUUAUCAGCGCGAUGCUACCAUCAAGCUCGGAUCCUUAACGCCGCUGAAGAAGAGAGUGCGGAUGAUACGACUCAAAAUAUCCUCGCUGUUCAGACGUAUCUGCUACUUCAGAUCUGUGCUAUGAUGUAUCUAUGUGGUAGUGACUCGACGUAUGGCCUCAGGAUGCACUCCAAGAUGAUUUCCCUUGUUCGGGCUGGAGGACUAAUGCAACCAGUAGCAAUGCAGUCUGGCACAGCAGAAAAUCUAGAGUCACUGUGGCGGGAAUUUAUCAAAGCCGAGUCCCACAAACGAACCCUUUUUGCCGUACACCAGAUCGAUGCGCUCUGGUAUCAGUUCCUGUCCAUCCCCCGAUCCAUCUCGCAUCUUGAAUUCAAGCAUGAGUUGCCCUGCUCGGAGGAUACCUGGGCGGCAUCCACACCCGCCGAGUGGGCGCAUCGGCAGCUUGUUAUGAGGCAUCAAUCUGGGCCAUCAGUGCUGUAUACAGACGCUGUCAGACGGUUCUUAUCCCCCGAAGCGGACCUUGACACCAUUCCAGCAUUUGACCCGUAUGGAGCUAUCAACAUUGCGCAGUUCCUAAUCUCUAGCGCACGUGAAGUAUCUGGCUGGUCUACCAUAACAGGAAAGCUGACAAUGGAGAGAAUCAAGCCUCUGAGGUCAUCACUCAUUGCGCUCAGCCCCUUCAUCCACCAGCAAUCUGGAGCUGGAAACACAACACACGCAGCAUUAUGCGAGGCGACAUGGGAAGCCGCCAUGAUUGAGCUGCAGCUCUGGUCGCCGUCACAUACUAGUGGCAUCGUGGAAGGGAGUAUGGAUGCAGUAUUGAAUAAAUCGGUUUAUCUGGCACCUUCAUGUGAAAUCCUAUGCGAGUCUAACACUACCAAGGCUAUCCAACCCCAUGUUGAUUGGUUCUUGCGCUAUCUAGAUUCAACACUCUCACCUGCCUCUGAGGCACCAUGGAUUGCUUUAUAUGCAUACCGAGCUUUCUUGAUUGCCUGGAACCUCUUACAGGGAAGCAUUUCAGGCGCGAUGCAGGCAAUUAACAUCCGUGACGGUGAUGUGGAGGGAGCUUUGACGUGGGCCAGGAAAGUCUUUCAGCGACGGCAGCACUGGCAACUUGGUAAGCUCGUUUUAUCGAGUUUGGAUGCUCUUGAGAAACAAGUAGCUUCAUGGCUUUAAUUUAGCUGGAAGUAACAAUCUAGAUUCCCUUGUUGGAGAUUUAAUUUCGGCCUAGUAAAUAGUUGACAGAAGGUAUUCUUCGUAUACUAACAUAAGAGCAUAUUUCGAUAUUAAUAUUGUUAGGC